GCAUUGUUGUUUCAUUUUUCUUUAUAGUUUACAACGUUUACGUCCUAUAGGCUAUAGUAUACGCCAUACGGCUUACUCCGUUUACGUUCGUUUUGUGAUUUUGUGGAUCUUUUCAUAAUUGAAAGUUCUACACAUACACACUUUACGUAAACUGAUAUGUCCGAUGUUGAUCUACGCUCUUAUAGCUCCUAUUUGUCGUUAAGUUAUAAUAUCAAAUAAACAAUAUUUGUCAAUAAUAAAAUUAACUGAGUCUUAAUUCUGAAGCAUCAGACGAUUGAAGUGGACAACAUUAAUUGAUUUUACCUUUCAAAAUUUUAAUUUAUACGCAGUGUAAGUUUUGUGUUGUCCAGCAAAUAAAUAUUCUCCAAACAUCCGACGAGAUGGUGGAAACGCUAUCAACUGGUUUUCAAAACCUUUACAACAAGUACACCAGAUCAGAAAACGGACCGCAGGACAACGGCAGGUGUAGUAUAUACAUAGUGCCGGUGAACAAAAAAUCCUCCAAUACCAUUGACGACACACAAGGUUUUCAGCGGUAUCGUCCAAAAGCCCGCAAAUCGCUUGUGUUCAAUGUAAAACAACUAUGCCAAUCCAAGCAGUUGAAAUGGGAAAUCAUGAGACAGAGCAGAUUGCGUCCAUCUACCGGACAGGGUUGUCCGAUCUGCAUACCCAACACGUCGAGGGGUAAUGAAAGAGCCGUGUCGAAUUUAAAGAACUUAUUGGACAUAUAUAACAUCGGCGCCGUUAAAAAGUCAAUGUUUGGCAGUUUUGUCGACGAUUUAAAGUUUUUCUAUCAGCUCAAAAGCCAAGAGUACAAAUACAUAUAUGACGAAGUUCUGGAAGAUGAAGUUGUAGUGAAAGCAAUUAGCACAGUCGCACGUAAUGCGUGUGAGGAUUCGGCGGACGGCAAUAGCCGGUUUGAAGAAGAGACGAAAACACAGCAAGCAAACACGAGGCGCAUACUAACGGUCAUAAGCGCAAAUGCGAAAAACUGGGUCUACAAGGUAAUCGGUUGGUUCACGUACCGGGUGAUCUCGUUGUUGGCGACUAGCCUCGUGGUCCAGCCUUCUCAAAUUGACAGGGUCAGGGAAGUAGAACAGAGUGGCCUACCCGUUAUUUAUUUACCGUUGCACAAGAGUCACAUGGACUAUAUACUUUUGGGAUUAGUGUUGACGAUGAAUAACAUUAAACCACCUCUAGUAGCAGCUGGAGAGAACCUUAGAGUUUUCUUCAUUAGUAAACUGUUGAGUUUCUUGGGAGCGUUUUACAUCAAGAGACAUGUAGAUACAAAAAAAGAUCAAUUGUAUUGGUCAGUUUUGAGCAGUUAUAUUAAAAACAGUAUGAAAAAUGGACACCAUAUAGAAUUCUUUUUAGAAGGUGCCAGAACUAGAAGUGGAAAAUGUUGCGUACCUAAAGCUGGUUUAUUGAGUAUCAUAGUGGAUGCUUACCGUGAAAAAGUUAUUGAAGAUGCGUGGAUUAUCCCUGUUUCUAUGAAUUACGAUCGAAUAUUGGAAGGUAAUUUUGUGAGAGAACAACUUGGCCAACCAAAAAAGAAGGAAACUUUUUUUGUUGCAAUAUCAACAUUCAUUAAAGCUAUUUGCUCACACUAUGGAAUAAUGAGAGUGGAUUUUAAUAAGCCCUAUAGAUUACGAGAUUUAUAUGAAUCAAUUGAUAAAUUGACACAAUUAGAAAAUGAAUCAUUAAAUAGGAAUGGUAUGGAAGUGAUGUCUGCAACUAUUUCUUAUAAAAAUACAGUAGACAAAAUGGCAAAACAUAUAGUUUAUGAUUGUUGGAAAUCAACUCCUAUAAUGUCAACACAUGCAGUGUGCUUUUUACUUUUGAAUAAGUAUAGAAAUGGUACUACUUUAGAACAAUUGGCUAAGGAUAUAUUGAAUUUGCGUAGUAAAUUGACUCAAGGCGAUAGAGAUAUUGGUUUCAGUGGAAGUUCCAUAGAAGUUAUCAAACAUGCAAUUAAUCUUUUAGGACCAAAAUUAGUUGUAUAUGAAAAUACUGACGAGGGCUAUUUUAUUAAACCAAUUCUUGAUGUAUCAGCCUUAAUAGAACUGUCAUAUUACGCAAAUAAUCUUAUUUCCCAUUUUAUGCAUCAAUCAAUAGUGGCUCUUUCAAUAUGUAAAUUAAUCGGUAUGGAUUUUUUGAACAAAACUAUAACAGAAACAAAUAUCUCAAGGAAUGAAUUGGUUGAAGAUGUAUUAUUUCUUAUAAAUUUAUUACAAUUUGAUUUUGUUUUUAUUAAACCUUGUGAUAGUCUUGAUAAUAUUGUGGAAUCAGUUAUUAGAAAUUUUGAGGAAGAGGAAAUUAUUUUGAUCGAUAUGAUGCUCGAAGAAGAGAGACGUAGCCAAAAUUUAGCAAAAUUGUUAAAUUGUGAUUCCGAUGAUGAUGAUGAUUAUCUACAGCCACAUGUUGAAAUUGAUGUUAAAUAUCGCGUUAACAUUAAUGAAAAUAGUUUGAAUAGAUUAAAUUUUUAUCGAUCAGUUAUGAUGCCAUACUUAGAAUGCAUGGCGGAAAGUGCUGGAAGUUUUCUUGCUUUGUCAGAAAAUUCAGUGACAGAACGUGAACAUGUACAAACAAUUUUAAACCAAAUGCAUGAGAAUUUAGAAGAGGGUAUUUUGUCAUGUGGUGAAAGUAUAUCUGUGGAUACUAUAAAACAUUCGUUUUUGGCGUUUGAAAGAUUUAAUUGUUUACAAAUCACAACAGAAGAUAAUAUUAAGACAUUACAUGUUAUUAAUGACCAAUCCAGUGAGGUAAAUUCUGGAAUGCAGAAUAUGUCAGAAUAUAUUGAAGAAUUUGUUAAGCAAAUAAUUUAAAGUUAUAUUAAGUAAUGUGUGUUUAAUUAUGUUAUCUUAUUUAAAAUUAAAUUGUACAGUUAUUAAAUUAUAAUUGGAUCAACUGGUUUCAUUUUAAAAUGUUAUGUAAUAUUAAUAUUUUUAAGUAUUUAUUAAAAGACAUAGACUACAAAAUAUUUAUAAACUAAAAAAAAUGUAUUAAUUUAUAAAUAAUUUUCAGACAUGCUCAAACUAUGAUAUUCAAAAUAAAAUUUUGUUUUUUUUUUUUAUCUUUAAAUAUAAAAUUUAAAAUAAUAUAUAUAUAUUAUAUAAAUGUAAAUAUUUGUUAUAUUUAACUUUCUAAAAUUGGGAUACUUUAUUUUUAAGUUCUGCAACUGUAUUAAAUAUUGUAUAAAAAGCUAAACAUUUAAAAUAAAUCAAUGUCCAAAGACAGGAACCUUGAAACCUAAAAAUUGUAUUAUAUUAAUAAAAGACCGAGACUUUUUUCAAAAUUAUUUUA
Rhopalosiphum padi (bird cherry-oat aphid) is the source of this 3303-nucleotide messenger RNA. RefSeq names its product DNA replication licensing factor MCM3-like. Bases 381 to 2825 code for a protein of 814 amino acids. Lineage: Eukaryota; Metazoa; Arthropoda; Insecta; Hemiptera; Aphididae. The record is from RefSeq and is a predicted model, not a curated record. Gene Ontology annotation, cellular component: nucleus; mitochondrial membrane; MCM complex. Gene Ontology annotation, molecular function: single-stranded DNA helicase activity; single-stranded DNA binding; ATP hydrolysis activity. Gene Ontology annotation, biological process: double-strand break repair via break-induced replication; DNA replication; DNA strand elongation involved in DNA replication. The transcript has 14 exons.